AUGUCAAUCAAUAACACUCAAUCUAACAAAACCAUUUACACUUUGGCAACAAUCUCCCAAGCCUUGGAAUGCUCUUCUGUUCCAGAAGUGAUGACACUUAGAUUAGAAAAUAUUAUUAGAAUUGGGGAAGCUUGUGCAGUCAAGUGGGUCAUUUGCAACACCAAUAAGCAACCCACCAACAUUACUGCUGAAGAAGCCAAAGCAACUGGUAUUAAGUUAUGUUUUUCUCAGGAGUAUUCCUGUCAUCAUUGGGGAACCUAUGAAUCUAAGGCAACUUUGCGUGUGGUUCAAAAGCAAACAAAGAAAAACAAGUGUUCUGCUCUUCUUCAUGUGAAAGAGUUCUUUAAGACACCUGAGUUUUAUGAAUUUGUUGUUACAAAAGAUUAUGCAGAGCAUACUCCUGGUGAUAUGCGUAGUAGCAUUUGCACCCUUCCUUUUGCAAAGAAAUAUCUUCACGAGUUGGCUCAGCAAUUAGAACAGUCGUCAAAAUCUGCUAGUCAAAUUAGAAUUGAUAUGUUGAGAGCUGUAGAUCGAUAUGGUAGAAAGUCUGAAAGAAAAGUUAACUAUUAUGAUAUCUGGAAUUUGAUAAACAAACAUUUACUUUAA
This is a messenger RNA of Phycomyces blakesleeanus NRRL 1555(-), 606 nucleotides long. RefSeq lists its product as hypothetical. Lineage: Eukaryota; Fungi; Mucoromycota; Mucoromycetes; Mucorales; Phycomycetaceae. The record is from RefSeq and is a predicted model, not a curated record. Bases 1 to 606 code for a protein of 201 amino acids. The transcript is spliced from 3 exons.